Messenger RNA from Striga asiatica, 1726 nucleotides. The record is from the annotation of a GenBank genome assembly. NCBI's taxonomy places the organism in Eukaryota, Viridiplantae, Streptophyta, Magnoliopsida, Lamiales, Orobanchaceae.
AUUCAAAUUCACCGUCUGGUUUACUCUUUCUUGCCGGAUUCAACUGUUCUCCCCCUUUUACGAUCGAGCACAAAACCCAGCCGGAGGAUUUCAGGCGGCAAACAAGAGACUAUGGCCGUUCCCAGAGACAGAAUAAGCGCCUUGCCGGAUGACGUCAUCUGUCACAUCCUCUCGUUCCUCUCAACACGGAGAUGCGUGCAGACCAGCAUUUUGGCAAGAAGGUGGCGGUCCCUGUGGGCCCAUUCCCCCAUUUUGGAUUUCGACUUUAUGGCAGAAUUGUCUGAAUAUUGCGACAACAUGGUAGAAAUCAUUAACAAGGUUAUGUUCUGGUACAAAGGGCAAAACCUAAGUACUUUUCGCUUAGCAAAUGAUGACUUCUGCUACUCUCAGGAUGAAAUAUAUGCUUGGAUUGCCAGUCUCAUUUCGUCUCUCAUUUCUUGCAAUGUCCGGGAUCUUAAUAUUCUGUUAGAUGUUAAAAUGCCUCUGUGUCUGUUUUCGUGCGAAACCCUCAUUGAUUUGACUCUUUCUUAUUGUUGCUGUGACUUGCCUUUGACCGCCACUAUAUAUUGCCUUCCCUGAAGAGGCUUCAACUUUACUCAGUUGAGUUUGAAUGUGACGAAUGCUUUACGUGCUUGGUUUCUGGUUGCCGGGUGCUUGAGGAGUUGAGUUUGCUGUCGGACACUUUGCUAAGCUGUUUUGUGUCUUCACCUUCUCUAAUUAGGCUCAAACUCAGUACAGAUUGUGAUAUAGAUAGUGAAACGGUCUUGAGGGUGAAGAUAGAUACUCCGGCACUUAGAUAUCUUGAAUUACGUGAUAUUAGAUCUGAGAAUAUCUUUGCCGAGGGGUUUGCAUCCUUAGUUGAGGCAGAUAUAUACAUAAAUCUCGUUGAGCCGAUUGAAGAUGUUGUUUCUUAUUCUCAUUCUGUGAUGGGAUUUGUCAAUAAGCUGUGUAAUGUGACGUGCCUGAAUUUAUCAACCCGAACGAUGGAGGUUCUUGAUUCUGCAUUUCAUGCAUUGGUUGUAAAGUUCCCAAAUUUAACCAAACUAGAGUUUUCGGCAGACGUCCGUUUUUUCCCAUUUCUCCUUGAAAAUGCUGACAAUCUCGAAACAAUCACAUUCGGUUCAUUGUAUGGAGAUCCAGAACGCUGGAUUGAGCCCAAAAAAGUGGCACCGUGCUUGGUAUCACAUCAUCGAACACUGAGAGUUACUUACUUUGGCUUUACUGCUCUACAGUUUAACAUUGUAAGAUAUAUUUUACGGAAUGCUAAAGUCUUGAGGAGGAUGGAAAUACAAACCCGAGACUGUAACCUGAAGAAAAAACGUAAAGCGAUCAAGAUAAUAUCAUCGUUUGAGAGAGGAUCUGAGGCAUGUCAAGUUGUCAUCCUUUGAAAAUUGUCCUAGGGUGUGUGGAAUUAUCAGCUUUCUCAUAUUGAUCUGAAGUUGAUUGUUGCCAUAUUAUCGAACAACCUCAUAUAUGUGGCUUGCUGUCUUAUGUAAUGCAUCUCCAGUUAGUUCUAUAACUUUGUUGUCCUCUGUUUGAUUUCAUUCGGAUGGCCUGUGAAAGACACUCUUACUAUAUUACCUUCCACUCGAAAGCUAGUUUCAUCUUUUCCGCCUCACUCUUAAUCUCAUUACAGGUCGAAACUCGAAAGAGAAUGAGCGCUCAUAAGCGAACAAUUUGCACUAUGUUGAGUAUGUUGACUAUGUUCUAUUCCAAGGACUGUGCC